AUUCCACCGCUUGCGCAGAAUCGGAAUGGCGGAGCUGUGCAAAUGGGCUCCAAGGACCAACGGCUCAGUCGUGUAGACAUUUUCCACCAGGGCUAUGCGGGGCCGCUGGAGGCCCUUCCCCGGGCAACCACGUUCCUAGAGGAGCAGGACGGGAGCCUGGUGACCCUGCGGAGGCAGGCAAUAAAGAUGGAAACCAAGUCCCAUGCAGGUGGUGAGAUGCCCCUUGAGCAACUGCUGGCACUUUAUGGGUACAACAUGCCUGAUCCUGUCCUGCAACAACAACAGGAGCCGAAUGAGCUGGCAGCCAGUCUGCCUGAAAUGACACUGGACAAGGUUCAGAUAGGUAAAGCUCUACUCUCAGGAGCGGAGGAUGUGGACAGCCAUUCCUCUGCUGAUGACCUCACACUCUCCGUCACGUCCCAUUCAUCUGACCUCUUACAAUGUCACCUAAGAGGUGAUGACAAAGACACUUCAGUCAGCUGCUCCGAAGAUGACUCAGAAAGCACCUCUAUCCCCUCCAGUGAUGGCUGCAAGGACAUCAUGGUGGGCCCCCAGUAUCAGGCUAUAAUUCCUUCUCUCUGUACACACACUUUUUAUGAAAGAGCCUAUGAAAAUGAGGACCAGUUAUUGUGGACCCCAGAUGUGUUGUCCAGUCUGGCUAUAGAGAAGUUUUUGCUUGAAGUCCAGAGAAAAGGGAGUGACGAUGGACCUACAAACACUUUUACCACAGGAGAUAUAGUCAAAGACAAUGAGCAGGCUCUAUAUGAACUAGUAAAAUGCAACUUCAAUGCAGACGAGGCACUAAGAAGAUAUCGCUUUAAUGUCAAGGGUUUCAGUGAGCUUUGUGGCUGGAGUGAGGAGGAGUGUCGUAGCUUUGAGUAUGGUUACCGUGCCCAUGGGAAGAACUUCAACCUCAUACAGGCCAAUAAGGUCCGCACACGCUCAGUAGGUGAGUGUGUAGAGUACUACUACAUGUGGAAGAAAUCAGAGCGGCAUGAGUAUUUCACACAGCAGGCCACCAAGCUGGGUCGGAAAAAGUGCAAUCUGCCAUCUGGCAACACAGAGGAUGCUGAGCCAGAUGGAGAUACUGGUGAUGUGGAAGGUGCCACUCAAGGUUUGCUAAGUAGGUCUUCCAUUCAACUCCAACCUCCAUCGCCACCUGCAGUCAUGGAGCUGGAUAAACAAGAGGACAGUCUGAAUUGCGCAGCUCAGUUUCAUGAUCGUCCACGACGGAAACGCACGCCGCGCUUCCUAUUAAAGCCCUGAGCUUCCUGCUCACUGACAGCCUAAAACUGACAGACAAACAGGUUCUGAGCGAAACAGUGGAGAGAUGGAACUAUGUGCAGGAUCUUGCUCUAGCCCACAAGGGCAGCAGUCGUUCAGCCAAUUUUCGCUUCUCCCACCAGCACUCCAGACGUCAGACGUGGCCUCCCCGUCCACCCAGCUUUACUUCUCCUCUCUUCCUUGUAGCCACUCCGUCCCUUCUUCUCAGCCAGACUCAGGACUCCUUGGAGCAGGUUUUUACCAGCUACAACUGGGGUAUUUUCCUGAAGAUCCUGCACCUGCUUGCUCAGAGAAUGUUGCCUUAAGAAGGCUUCAAAUUGACUUUUCUUCACCUUCCUCGCCUGUCCCACCCAUCCCAGAUUUUGGGAUAAUUGGUAGCCCCUUGUGCACACCUUCGUCCAUCAGCUCCGCACCCAUCCAACACAGCGACUCACCCAUACACCGAAGGAAAACAUUCCAGAUCUAAGCAAACGUGACGACUCAUUCACCUGGAAAUUGCAGUCAGUUGUUGCUUUUCAGGCUACGUAAGAAGAUAGUUCAACCAAAAAUGAAUGUUUUGUCAUCAUUUACUCACCUUUAUCUCAUUUCAAACGCUUUAAAUUUUCUUCUGUGGAACACAAAAGAAGAUAUUUUAAAGGUGAUUUUAUCCAUACAAUGAAAUCUAACAGGGUCCAAAACUUGCUAGCUCCAAAAAAAUGCAUAAAGCUGCUACCUUCAGCUCUUGAAAAUUUUCCCCAUUGACUUAAAUACUGAAGAAAGUAGUGCAUACAGGUUUGGAACGACAUGAGCGUGAGUAAAUGAUGAUAGAAUUAACAUUUUUGGUAAACAAUCCUUUUAAUCAAGAAUGUGUUCAUAAUAUUUAAUCGGUGUUGUCUUUUAAACUAUUAAACUAGUAAUUGGGUGUUUUAGGAAGCUGGGUGUCUCUGUCAGACUACUACAUGCAAUGAAAGUGUUUUUAUCUACCUAAUUUUAAGCUUCUUUGGAAAUUUGAGAGGG
This is a messenger RNA of Sinocyclocheilus anshuiensis, 2280 nucleotides long. Its product is annotated as mesoderm induction early response protein 2-like. The transcript is spliced from 13 exons. Gene Ontology annotation, biological process: negative regulation of transcription by RNA polymerase II. Bases 43 to 1266 code for a protein of 407 amino acids. NCBI's taxonomy places the organism in Eukaryota, Metazoa, Chordata, Actinopteri, Cypriniformes, Cyprinidae. Gene Ontology annotation, cellular component: nucleoplasm. The record is from RefSeq and is a predicted model, not a curated record. Gene Ontology annotation, molecular function: transcription corepressor activity; histone deacetylase binding.